Knipowitschia caucasica is the source of this 3384-nucleotide messenger RNA. The record is from the annotation of a GenBank genome assembly. Lineage: Eukaryota; Metazoa; Chordata; Actinopteri; Gobiiformes; Gobiidae.
AUGCGCCAGGCAAGAGAAGUGUGUGCGCGCGGAGGAGGAGAGGUGUGUGCGUGCGGAGGAGAGGUGUGUUCGCGCGGAGGAGAGGUGUGUGCGUGCGGAGGAGAGGUGUGUUCGCGCGGAGGAGAGGUGUGUGCGUGCGGAGGAGAGGUGUGUUCGCGCGGAGGAGAGGUGUGUUCGCGCGGAGGAGGAGAGGUGUGUUCGUGCGGAGGAGGAGAGGUGUGUUCGCGCGGAGGAGAGGUGUGUUCGUGCGGAGGAGAGGUGUGUUCGUGCGGAAGAGGUGUGUUCGCGCGGAGAGAGGUGGUGUGUUCGCGCGGAGGAGAGGUGUGUUCGCGCGGAGGAGGAGGUGUUGCGCGAGGAGGAGAGUGUGCGCGCGGAGGAGGAGAGGUGUGUUCGCGCGGAGGAGGAGAGGUGUGUUCGCGCGAGGAGGAGAGGUGUGUUCGCGCGGAGGAGAGGUGUGUUCGCGCGGAGGAGAGGUGUGUUCGCGCGGAGGAGGUGUCGCGCGGGUGGGGGAGAGUGUGUGUUCGCGCGGCGGAGGAGAGGUGUGUUCGCGCGGAGGGAGGAGAGUGUGUUCGCGCGGAGGAGAGGUGUGUUCGCGCGGAGGAGGAGAGUGUGUGGGGAGAGAGAGGUGUGUUCGCGCGGAGGAGGAGAGGUGUGUGCGCGCGGAGGAGGAGAGUGUGUGUGUUCGCGCGGAGGAGAGGUGUGUUCGCGCGAGGAGGAGAGGUGUGUUCGCGCGAGUGCAGAGGUGGUGUGUUCGCGCGGAGGAGGAGAGGUGUGUUCGCGCGGAGGAGGAGAGGUGUGUUCGCGUUCGCGCGCGCGGAGGAGAGGUGUGUUCGCGCGGAGGAGGAGGAGGUGUGUCGGCGGAGGAGGAGAGGUGUGUGCGCGCGGAGGAGGAGAGGUGUGUUCGCGCGGAGGAGGAGAGGUGUGUUCGCGCGGAGGAGGAGAGGUGUGUUCGCGCGGAGGAGGAGAGGUGUGUUCGCGCGGAGGAGGAGAGGGGUGUGUUCGCGCGGAGGAGGAGAGGUGUGUUCGCGCGGAGGAGGAGAGGUGUGUUCGCGCGGAGGAGGAGAGAGGUGUGUGUUCGCGCGGAGGAGAGUGUGUGUGUUCGCGCGGAGGAGGAGAGGUGUGUGCGUGCGGAGGAGAGAGGAGGUGUGUCGGCGGAGGAGGAGAGGUGUGUGCGCGCGGAGGGAGAGGGUGUGUCGCGCGGGGCGGAGGAGGAGGGUGUGUUCGCGCGGAGGAGUCGGGAGAGGUGUGUUCGCGCGGAGGAGGAGAGGUGUGUCGCGCGGGGAGGAGAGGUGUGUUCGCGCGAGGAGGAGAGGUGUGUUCGGCGGAGGAGGAGAGGUGUGUUCGCGCGGAGGAGGAGAGGUGUGUUCGCGCGGAGGAGGAGAGGUGUGUUGCGGCGGAGGAGAGGGUGUGUCGGCGAGGAGAGAGGUGUGUCGGCGAGGAGGAGAGUGUGUGCGCGGAGGAGGAGAGUGUGUUCGUGCGGAGGAGGAGAGAGUGUGUGCGCGCGGAGGAGGAGAGGUGUGUGCGCGCGGAGGAGGAGAGGUGUGUCGCGGAGGGAGAGGUGUGUGCGCGGGGAGGAGAGAGGUGUGUGCGUGCGGAGGAGGAGAGGGUGUGGUGUGUUCGCGCGGAGGAGGAGAGGUGUGUUCGCGCGGAGGAGGAGAGGUGUGUUCGCGCGGGGAGGAGGAGAGGUGUGUGGCGCGGGGAGGAGGAGAGGUGUGUGCGUGCGGCGGAGGAGGAGAGGUGUGUGCGUGCGGAGGAGGAGAGGUGUGUGCGUGCGGAGGAGGAGAGGUGUGUUCGCGCGGAGGAGGAGAGGUGUGUUCGCGCGGAGGAGGAGAGGUGUGUUCGCGCGGAGGAGAGGUGUGUUCGCGCGGAGGAGGAGAGGUGUGUGCGCGCGGAGGAGGAGAGGUGUGGCGCGGAGGAGGAGAGGUGUGUGCGCGCGGGAGGAGAGGUGUGUGUUCGCGCGGAGGAGGAGAGGUGUGUUCGCGCGGAGGAGGAGAGGUGUGUGCGCGCGGAGGAGGAGAGGUGUGUUCGCGCGGAGGAGGAGAGGUGUGUUCGCGCGGAGGAGGAGAGGUGUGUUCGCGCGGAGGAGGAGAGGUGUGUUCGCGCGGAGGAGGAGGAGAGGUGUGUUCGCGCGGAGGAGGAGAGGUGUGUCGCGCGGAGGAGGAGAGGUGUGUGCGCGCGGAGGAGGAGAGGUGUGUCGCGCGGAGGAGGAGAGGUGUGUUCGGCGCGCGGAGGAGGAGAGGUGUGUUCGCGCGGAGGAGGAGAGGUGUGUCGGCGGAGGAGGAGAGGUGUGUUCGCGCGGAGGAGGAGAGGUGUGUUCGCGCGGAGGAGGAGAGGUGUGUUCGCGCGGAGGAGGGAGAGGUGUGUGCGCGCGGAGGAGGAGAGGUGUGUUCGCGCGGAGGAGGAGAGGUGUGUUCGCGCGCGGAGGAGGAGAGGUGUGUGCGGAGGAGGAGAGGUGUGUGCGGCGGAGGAGGAGAGGGGGGGGUGUGUUCGCGCGGAGGAGGAGAGGUGUGUUCGCGCGGAGGAGGAGAGGUGUGUUCGCGCGGGGAGGAGGAGAGGUGUGUUCGUGCGGAGGAGGAGAGGUGUGUGGUGCGUGCGGGGAGGAGAGGUGUGUGCGUGCGGAGGAGGAGAGGUGUGUGCGUGCGGGGGAGGAGGAGAGAGGUGUGUGCGUGCGGAGGAGGAGAGGUGUGUGCUGCGGAGGAGGAGAGGUGUGUGUGCGCGCGGAGGAGGAGAGGUGUGUUCGCGCGGAGGAGGAGAGGUGUGUUCGCGCGGAGGAGGAGAGGUGUGUGCGUGCGAGGAGGAGAGGUGUGUGCGUGCGGAGGAGAGGUGUGUGCGUGCGGAGGAGGAGGUGUGUGUGGCGCGUGCGGAGGAGGAGAGGUGUGUGCGUGCGGAGGAGAGGUGUGUCGCGCGGAGGAGGAGAGGUGUGUUCGCGCGGAGGAGGAGAGGUGUGUGCGCGCGGAGGAGGAGAGGUGUGUCGCGGGAGGGAGGAGGUGUGUCGCGCGGAGGAGGAGAGGUGUGUUGCGCGCGCGCGGGGAGGAGAGGUGUGUUGGCGCGGCGGAGGAGAGAGUUGGAGGGGUGUGCGCGCGGAGGAGGAGAGUGUGUGUGCGCGGAGGAGGAGAGGUGUGUGCGGCGGAGGAGGAGAGGUGUGUGCGCGGAGGAGGAGAGGUGUGUGCGCGCGGAGGAGGAGAGGUGUGUGCGUGCGGAGGAGGAGAGGUGUGUUCGCGCGGAGGAGGAGAGGUGUGUUCGCGCGGAGGAGGAGAGGUGUGUUCGCGCGGAGGAGGAGAGGUGUGUGCGCGCGAGGAGGAGAGAGUGUGUGUGCGUGCGGAGGAGAGGUGUGUGCGUGCGGAGGAGGAGAGGUGUGUGCGUGCGGAGGAGAGGUGUAAAUAA